AUGAAUCUUAAUGAUCUCAACAAGGUCUGGGAAAUUAAAUCUCUCAACAGAAUUGGACAGGAUGAAGCCACCGAGAUUCUUCAAAAAGUAGCUAAGCAGGUUCAACCAAUCAUGCAUAAAAGAAAAUGGAAAGUUAAUCUCCUUUCUGAAUUCUGUCCUGUCGAUCCAUCUCUAUUAGGGAUGAAUAUAGGACCUGGUGCAGAAGUUAAGCUCAGAUUAACAAGGCCUAACCGCGACUAG
Lathyrus sativus (Indian pea) is the source of this 240-nucleotide messenger RNA. The record is from the annotation of a GenBank genome assembly. Lineage: Eukaryota; Viridiplantae; Streptophyta; Magnoliopsida; Fabales; Fabaceae.